Magallana angulata is the source of this 2475-nucleotide messenger RNA. Its product is annotated as C-C chemokine receptor type 9-like. Gene Ontology annotation, cellular component: membrane. Lineage: Eukaryota; Metazoa; Mollusca; Bivalvia; Ostreida; Ostreidae. The transcript is spliced from 2 exons. Gene Ontology annotation, molecular function: G protein-coupled peptide receptor activity. Gene Ontology annotation, biological process: neuropeptide signaling pathway. Bases 116 to 1042 code for a protein of 308 amino acids. The record is from RefSeq and is a predicted model, not a curated record.
GCUGCUCUCAAAACAUUCAGUUCCGUCCAGUAUUAAGGACCUUCUUUACACACAGUUCAUAAGUGCCUUCUUUACACUCCGCGCACAGAAGAGUUCCAUACUCAGUAUUCCCAAGAUGGAAGUUUUUGAACCAAUCAAUGUAUCCGAUUUCGGAAACUCGUCUCCUGCAAAGCAUGAUGGAAAUACGACCUCGCUUUGCACAUGGUAUCUGCCGCCAUUUGAAUGGCUCAAACUCGUCACGCUUUUCGCCGGGGUGGCCGGGAACGGUCUAACAGUGGUCGCCAUAGCAACGGACAGGAAACUCCACACGAAGACCUACGCAACCAUUGCCGCCAUUGCUAUGGCAGACUUUGUGUACUGCACUAUGGCUGUCCUAUGGAGCACGCUGUUGUUUGCUUACCUUGACUACUCCAACUACCGGCAGUACCGGAAGUGCAUCAACGACUUCCUGUUCCUGUUAAUGAACACGGUAGUUGGUGUUCUUUUCUCAGCCUCCUACAUCGCCUCCAGUCUUUCAGUCUCCCUCCUCUCCAUCGUUCGAUUCGUCAUCCUCUCUCUUCCCCUCAAGGCCAACACUAUUCUCCGGAAAUCUUCCCUCGUCUUCAUAAUCAUCCUGAUCUGGUUCCUCUCCAUCGCUCUGGCCGUCUGCAAGAUUAUCCCUUUACAGUCCAUCUCCCGGAAAAACAUCAACCUUGUCGACGUCUUCUUCACCUUCAUUGUUCCGCUCCUGACAAUCAUUAUCUUCCAUGGAAUGAAGAUCUUCACUUUGAAACAGUCCGCGUAUCGAAAGACGGAAGUGAAGAAGAUGGAACGCCUCGUCGUCGCCAUCAUCCUCCUCUUCUUCGUGUGUAACUUGCCGUGGCAGGUUCUACGUCUACUCGCUCAGUACAAAGUCUUUGUCCCCGGGUACCUGCUGCAAACUACGAUGGGAUACCUCCUUCAGUUCAACAACUGUGUAAAUCCAGUGUUCUAUGCCUUUCUUUCACCACGAAUUCGGCACAGUAUUUGCAUUCUGUUUUGUCGAUUUAGAGCCAAUCAGUGAUUUGUUCGCAGAGACAUGAAAUUGUUGAGAAAAUUUUGUAUAUUUAUAACAAAGAUAUACGAGGUAGUCUGUCCUCCAUGAGGUUCAUUUUGUGUAACUUUUCCUAACUGUCCUCCAUGCGGUUCAUUUUGUAUAACUUUUCCUAACUCUAUAACCCUUAUAUUUAUAUAUGUUUACCUCUGAUCAAUUUAUAUGUAUAUCAUAAUGUUUUUUGUCCUCAUGUACCAUAUGUUUGAAAUGGUUUUAAGCGAAUAAAUGAACUGAACUGAACUGACGUUACCUAAACAUGGAAAGGCUUGCAAGCGGCUAAUUUUUUUUCGAUUGUAUUGAUAAGUUGAAGUGACGAUCGAUCAAUUGAUCUAUUUAUAUUUUAAAGAUUGGUAAUUGAGUUAGUUAACGAUUGACAGGAUGGUUUUAAUUGAUUGGUGAAUUGAUAAGUUUAUUGACUUGCGGAUUCCGUGAUUGAUUGACUGAUUUCAUUAUUGGUUUAUUGACAAGAUGAAUUGAUAAAUUAAAUUUAUUGAUAUUGCUGAUUUUGUGAUUGAUUUAUUGAUUCCGUGAUUGAUUUAUUGACAGGGUGUGUGUGAUGGAACGAUUGAUAUUUUCCUGUUUUACGUCAUCAUAAAAUCUUGUUUAUGACGAAGCCUUUUGAAACGACGUCAUAUUUUUUUUCAGCUGACAUCAUAUAGCUUCAUAACAGCACUGUAUACCAUACAAUAAGUAAAGGUUUACCAAUAAAGAAUGGACGGCUGGAACAAAGCUAAGAUUCACUCAGUAUGACAAACUGAGAACGUAAUUAAUCCGCUUUUUCAUUGGCUGGUCCAAAUUUUUGAGCCAAUGAAAUGUAGAUAGCCUUCGUUUCUUAAAGAUGACGGUAGAAAAUUUGAUUUCACUGUUAAAAUACACUUGCAAAAGUUCUUAAUUUAAAAAUAAAUUCCAAAAAUUUAGAGCAUCAGUUACUAAAAAACAUCAAGCGAAAGGUCUUCGUUAUGAAUGGUCAUGUUCUAAGUAAAUUUAAUUUUGAUCUAAUGAAUAUUACGUAAUAUUCACGUAAUUUUCGUUGCUUUGGUCGAGGAUAAAGAAACAUGCAUUGGUUUACUCGGCUAGAACAAUGGAUAGCUCACAAUUUGUAUCUGUUAAGUUUGUAGUGUGAAAUAUUUCUCGAAAACAAUUACAUGUGUAUGAACAUAAUUAAGAUGUAUGGACGUCAAAAAUAAAUAAAUGUCCCCUAAUUUGUGAAACUAAUGUUAUGUCGCGGCAUGUACAUGAACAUUUUAUCUUGAUGUCCGAUUUAUCCUUCAUCUUUAUAAUUCUUAUAUGUAUAAUUGUUUAAUUUUGUUAUCUUUGCGGUAAAUUCGAACAGUCAUAUUUCAUGAUACCAGCAUAUGUCUUUUUACUUUGAAAUUUAGUUGUUGUUGGUCAAUGUUGAUUAU